Molecule: messenger RNA, 2628 nt
Organism: Lycium ferocissimum
Lineage: Eukaryota; Viridiplantae; Streptophyta; Magnoliopsida; Solanales; Solanaceae
Product: pentatricopeptide repeat-containing protein At5g18390, mitochondrial
Exons: 2
Coding region: 916-2307 (463 amino acids)
Biological process (GO): RNA splicing
Molecular function (GO): protein binding
Source: RefSeq, a predicted model, not a curated record
AAGUUUAUAAUUCCAGGACAAAAUACAAUAAAAACUUACCCCGACCUCAAAAUAUUGCGGGGUAAGUUUUUAUUAUAUUUUGUCCAUUAUUUUGAGAUUUUGGUUUUAGUGUUUGUGGUUUUUCUUUUAUAACCCUGUGCCCUAUAGGUGUUUGAUAAAAUUCCUAUUCCAGCUUCACUUAUAUUCUGUUUUGAUUUAUUUUUUGGUUUCUAUGGGUUUGGCCUGUAAGUUCUUUUUUGCUGAGUUUAACUUUUAUUAUCUUUAUUCUAAUUCAGUUUCUCCGAGUAUUUUUAUUUUGCUGGAUUUAAGGAAUGCUUAGUUUUAACUAGUUUGCCGUUGUCAGAGUGAUUUACUUGCUCUUUAGUUUCUCUUAUUCUAUUUAUUUUUAUUUAUUGUGCAAUCUCGAUUUCUGUUAUUAUCUGCUGCUUCUUGUACUUCGAUUACUGUAUUAUUUCGAUGUAGUUACCCGGUGUUAUGCUUUCUUUAGUGUUUUGCCAUGGCUUCUUGAUUUUUGUUAUUUCCUUUUUCGAACUACUUUGAAAUGUUUUUCCUCGAGCCAAGGGUCCACAGGAACCCUACCCUCCUCAGACCCCACUUUGUGAAAUUACACUGGAUUUCUUCUUGUUGUUGUUGUUUUUAAUCUGCAAUCUGUAUAAGCAUUAGUUUCUCCAUAGUUGGAUUAAAGUUUUCAACUUUAUUCAUUUUUGUAAUAUCUUGGUAUCUUGUCAUAAUAUUAGAAAGCAGCAGUGAGGAUUUUGCUGAGUUUCCCAUAUACACUUAUUUUUCUAACUUUGUAGGAGUCGAGCCUUGAUGUAGCUGCAUUCACUGCUCUUUUUGCCUAGUUAAUUCAGCUGGAAUUCCAAAUAAUUGAGUUAGUUUACCUCAAGCAGAUUUGAACCAAUUUGCUACUCAGGAAUGCUUUCAAUGUUUGCCAGAAUCUUUCUUCAAAGGACUUUGUAUUCGGCUCCAUUCACCAACAACACCAGUAAUUUCUUUAGGUGUCUUAAAACUGUAACACCUUCCAUAGACCUGUGUAGCAGAAGUGUGCCCAAUGAUGACUACUUUGCAACAAUCCAUCAUAUAUCGAACAUUGUUCGACGAGAUAUUUACCUGGAGCGGACCCUUAACAAGAUGCAUAUUUCCAGUAUUGUCAACUCUGAACUGGUGUACCGUGUCCUUCGAAGUUGUUGCCAACAUGGUAUUGAAUCAUUUCGCUUCUUUAACUGGGCUCGGACUCAACACCCUCAGUACGAUCCAACUACCGUCGAGUUUGAAGAGCUUCUUAAGACCCUUGCCCGGACUGCCCAUUGGGAGACAAUGUGGAAAGUAGUCCAGCAGAUGAAAGCCCAAAAUAUUCCUAUCUCACCUUCCAUUGUUUCAUUCAUUAUUGAACACUAUGGUAAGCGUGGUCUCAUUGAUCAGGCUGUCGAGCUCUUCAAUCGGCUCAAGAACUUCGACUGUCCUCAAACCACCGAAGUGUACAAUGCUAUGCUUUUUGCACUCUGUGAGGUCAAGAAUUUCCAAGGGGCCUAUGCAUUGAUUCGGAGGAUGAUACGAAAAGGUACUGUUCCAGAUAAGCAGACAUAUUCUAUUCUUGUAAAUGGCUGGUGUUCUGCUGGGAAGAUGAGAGAGGCACAAGAGUUCUUGGAGGAAAUGAGUCGGAAGGGCUUCAAUCCUCCUGUACGUGGAAGGGACCUUCUAAUUGUCGGGUUGCUCAAUGCCGGCUAUCUAGAAUCAGCUAAAGGACUUGUGAGAAAAAUGACAAAGGAAGGGUUCGUGCCAAAUGUCGGAACGUUCAAUUCUUUGGCAGAGGCUAUAUGUAAAACCGGGGAAAUCGACUUUUGCAUUGACCUUUUCAAUGAUGUUUGUAGAUCAGGGCUUUGUCCCGAUAUUGAGACAUAUAAGAUUGUUAUAAAUGCUGCAUCAAAGAUAGGUAGGAUCGAGGAGGCAUUUCAGAUUCUUCAUAGGUCAAUUGAAGAUGGACACCGGCCAUUUCCCAGUUUAUAUGCUCCGAUUCUAAAAGCUUUCUUCCGGAGAGGACAGUUUGAUGACGCAUUUAGCUUUUUCAGUGAUAUGAAACUGAAAGGGCAUCCUCCAAAUCGACCACUUUAUACCAUGCUGAUAAAGAUGUGCGCUCGUGGAGGUAGAUUUGUAGAGGCUGCUAACUAUUUAGUAGAAAUGACUGAGUUAAAUUUAUUGCCUAUGUCACGAAGCUUUGACAUGGUCACUGAUGGAUUGAAGAAUUGUGGGAAGCAUGAUCUUGCAAAACGGAUCGAGCAGUUGGAGAUAUCUGUUAAGGGCAUCUGAAUCAUUGUGUGGCUCUAGCUAAAGUGUUCUCUCUAUCACUGCACUUGAGGAUCUUAAAGUUGAAAAAGGUAUACAGUCGAGGUACUACAUUGUCCGACCUACCUUAGCUCAUUUGUGGCUUUUGCCUUAUGGAAGCAAGCACCUAGAUAAACUUCUCUGGCCGCGACUUGAGUAAUUUAGCAUGAAGUCACGAAAAGCCUGUCACGGAGUGAAGAUCAUCGCGAAGUCAAGAGUUUGUUGUCUGUUGGUUCUAACCUAUGUUAGACUAUCCAAAAAUUCUACUUCACCAGUAUCGGAUCCUCCAAAAAAAAAAAAAACUAA